This is a messenger RNA of Sporothrix brasiliensis 5110, 786 nucleotides long. RefSeq lists its product as uncharacterized. Lineage: Eukaryota; Fungi; Ascomycota; Sordariomycetes; Ophiostomatales; Ophiostomataceae. The transcript has a single exon. The record is from RefSeq and is a predicted model, not a curated record. Bases 1 to 786 code for a protein of 261 amino acids.
AUGGACGACAGCGAUGGUGUCGACUCGGAGGAAGAGUCCACGAGAAAAACGUCCCGGGGACUCCUCUCCCUUUUCGUCCACAACCUGACCGCGCCCCAAGAAAAGAUCGACCGUCGUCGCAGUAGAGCCAAAUCCCCUAGCGCCAGGUCCUACCAUCCGCCAGUUGCAACUGCAGGGUACGCACCGGUUGCUCCUCGUGCAGCCCACGAUAUUGCAGCAGGCAGUGCAGCACCCAACGCGGCCGCCGCCGCAUUGCACACAACCCAGGGGACCCAGGUGCCGGCUCACGCAGUACCCGCUUCCAUGGUCCCUCCUCCUACCAUCCCGCGCGCGCCGGUGAGGAGCAUCGCGCAGCCGCGCGACAAUAUCCCUCGCCACCCUGUCGUCACCACGGCCCCGCCUCACCCUGCUGGCGGUCUCCUCCCGGCCAACACGAGCACCACAGCCGGCCGCACCACCGCCACGCCCUGCUCGACACCGCGGGAGGAGGUCGACAUUGUCAUCCACAACCUGCACACCAACGCCCCCGGCACGUCGCGCGCCGUGCGCACCAAGCCCAUGGCCGUGCUCCUGUCCCAUAUAAUGAGCAUAAUUGGCCGAGAAGGCGUGCUGCUGCACAGCGUGGCGGCGACGGCGCACAGCAUCACGAUUGUGCUGGAGGACGGGACACUGUGGACGAAGCGGAAGGGCGGGUUCCGGGACUUUGUGAACGAGCUGCUGGCCAUGGAGGCGGUGGACGGGAACGGAAGCGUAGUCACACAUGACGAUCAUAUCAUGGCGCAUUGA